Saprolegnia diclina VS20 is the source of this 1356-nucleotide messenger RNA. RefSeq lists its product as hypothetical. Bases 111 to 1307 code for a protein of 398 amino acids. The transcript has 3 exons. The record is from RefSeq and is a predicted model, not a curated record. NCBI's taxonomy places the organism in Eukaryota, Oomycota, Saprolegniomycetes, Saprolegniales, Saprolegniaceae.
UCAACACAUCACAUGAUGACGCCCCGUCUGAGAUCACGACAAACAGCUGGUUCAAGGGUUCUCGUCGACAUCGUCAUUGCUACUAGCUCACUGUCCAAUAGUGUGUCAACAUGAUGAGCUGGAGUCUUCUGCUGUGGGCACUUGGUGCCGUCGCGCUGAGUGCGGCGCUCAUGAAGCACUGGGCGCCGACGCCAACGAUGGACCCAUCGACGGCCGCGUGCUUUGCCAACGACUAUUACGAGGCGCGCGCGCUCUUCCGGGCCCGCGCUGCAGCGGCGGACGCAGAGCUCUAUACGCUGCCGCUACCCGGCGCCAAUGCCGAGCUCACGAUCGACGUGGCCGUCUUGCGGGGUGCAGACCCAACAGCGCUGCUCGUGCACCUCUCUGGCACGCACGGCGUCGAGGGGUUUGCCGGCAGCGCGAUUCAGGCCAAGCUCCUGGGUGACGCGUCGACGUCGCUGACAUCGGGCCCGACCGUCGUCUUUGUGCACGCUGUGAAUCCCUUUGGGUUCGCCAAGCUCCGGCGCGUGAACGAGGCCAACGUCGACCUCAACCGCAACUACUUGACGCCCGAGGCGUUUGCGGCCAAGCGCGCGAGCGACCCGAACGCCGUAGGCUACACGUCAUUGUCGCCGGCGCUCAACCCGCGCCACGCCGCGCACUGGGCCGACACUUCGUUUUUGCCUGCGCUGCUGACGCACGCGCUGCGCCAUGGGUUUGAGAGCGUCAAGCGAGCGAUCGUCUCGGGCACGUACCACGAGCCACAAGGCAUUUUCUUUGGCGGCCACGAGCUCCAGGCCAGCCACCGCCUCUUGACGGCCUUUUUCCAGUCGCACUUCACCAAUGUGAGCCGGAUCGCGAUGCUGGACGUGCACACAGGCCUCGGGCCGCGGGGGUACGACACGGUGCAAGUGACGUCGCCGAGUCUGACGGUGACGCCAGCGAUGCUCAAGACGCUCUUCCCCGACCACGAUGCAAUCAGCGACUCGAACGCGGACGCAACCGCGCUCUCGGGCUAUGGCGACGCCGGCGGGUUCGCGGUCGACGGGUACCUCUCGCUCUUCGCGGAGGCGCCCGUGCGCCUCGGCGUGACCCAAGAAUUUGGCACCAAAAACAUGAUCGACGUCCUCCUGAGUCUGCGCCAAGAGAACGCAGCGACGCACCACGCGCCCGAGACGCGCCUCGAAGCCGCCAACGCCCUCCGCAACGCCUUUUAUGUGCACUGGGACGGUGCGUGGAAGAGUGCCGUCCUGCAUCGCGGCGUCACGCUCUUCCACCAGCUCCGCACCAAGUUGAGCGAUGUCUAGUCUAACAGCGGCGUGAUAACAGACAACAUGUACAUUGUCUGCAGCGGUA